AUGUCCGUGAACAUGGAUGAGCUUAAGCACCAGGUCAUGAUCAACCAGUUCGUGCUGACGGCCGGCUGUGCGGCCGACCAGGCGAAGCAGCUGCUGCAGGCGGCCCACUGGCAGUUCGAGACGGCCCUCAGCGCCUUUUUCCAGGAGACCAACAUCCCCUACAGUCACCACCACCACCAGAUGAUGUGCACUCCUGCCAACACCCCCGCAACGCCCCCCAAUUUCCCCGAUGCCCUCACCAUGUUCUCCCGUCUCAAGGCUUCUGAGAGCUUCCAUGGUGGUGGCAGUGGCAGCCCAAUGGCUGCCACAGCAACGUCGCCCCCGCCACACUUGCCCCACUCCACCGCCACCAGCAGCUUUGCAGCGCCCAGCUGGCCAAUGGUGGCUUCACCCCCAGGGGGGCCACAGCACCACCAGCCGCAGCAGCCGCCUCUGUGGACUCCAGCACCCCCUUCCCCGGCAUCAGACUGGCCACCCCUGGCCCCCCAACAGGCCGCCUCAGAACCAAGGGCCCACCCUGCCAUGGAGGCAGAGAGAUAAGGGAGGCCCCUCCCCCCUCCCGGAGGCCAGGACCCCGUGGGGCGGGGGAGAAGACAUCUCCGCUGGCCCCCUUUACCUUCCUCUGUCUGCACCCCCAUUCCCUGGAGCCCUGGAGGGGAGAGACUGGACCCCCGUGCCAGCACACAGGCUGCCUGCGAGUACCCAGAAGUGCAGGCACGUGGCACCCAGCUUGCAUGGAUUUGGUUCAGAGUCAUCUGGGUGCUGGUGGACAGAACUUAAAGAGACCAAGCAGCCUUCCCCAGAGGACUCACCCCACCUCAGGAGGCUUCGGAGACUUGCCAGGCUCCUGCCUUGGAGCUCCUAGAGGCCUGCAGGCCUAUAUCCCCACCCUUGGGAAUGCAGAGCCUUCUCCGCAUGUGUGCGUGUGGCUGUGUCUGUGUAUUUAUACGUAUGUCACUCUUCAAGAAGCAACCUAGUUUAUGGGGCA
Molecule: messenger RNA, 988 nt
Organism: Miniopterus natalensis
Lineage: Eukaryota; Metazoa; Chordata; Mammalia; Chiroptera; Miniopteridae
Gene: UBALD1
Product: UBA like domain containing 1
Molecular function (GO): protein binding
Source: RefSeq, a predicted model, not a curated record